AGUAGGAAAACAGGUAGCCGUUCCUCACCAGGAAUGAAGGAGAAUUCCCUGGGUUUUGUCUUCCUCUAGAGUGAGCAUAGUCCUGAUUUUAUGUUCACCAAAGAACAAGUCCUCCCUUUUAGUGAAAGAGCACCAACAAGAAGAAAAUAAAAAAAAGCUUGGAAAGAAACAAAGGGUUUGAAAAAGGACAGAAAGACAAAUUAACUUGCUAUAAUUAUCUCAAUAUUUUUUCAUUUUCAAAUGUCAAAUAUCACAGGUGAUGAAGGGAGCUUCUCUUAUCAGCAGCUUCAACAAAAGCAGCAACAGCUACAGAAUCACUUCCAUGGUUCCAAUUCUGGGGCUACUAAUAGCAAUGGCUCAACCUCCCAGCAGCAACAACAGCCGGUCAAGAAAAAAAGAAACCUACCAGGAACUCCAGAUCCUAAUGCUGAAGUUAUUGCUCUAUCACCAACAACGCUUAUGGCAACGAACCGGUUUGUGUGUGAGAUAUGCAACAAAGGGUUUCAAAGGGACCAAAACCUGCAAUUGCAUAGGAGAGGCCAUAACCUUCCAUGGAAGCUCAGGCAAAGAAGUACAGCAGAAGUGAAGAAACGAGUGUACAUAUGCCCUGAGAAAACAUGUGUUCACCACAAUCCGGCUCGUGCAUUAGGAGAUCUAACAGGCAUUAAGAAGCAUUUUAGCCGUAAACAUGGCGAGAAGAAAUGGAAUUGCGACAAGUGCUCUAAGAAAUAUGCAGUGCAAUCCGAUUGGAAGGCUCAUCAGAAGACAUGUGGUACAAGGGAAUACAAAUGUGAUUGUGGAACCAUCUUUUCCAGAAGGGAUAGCUUCAUCACCCAUAGAGCCUUUUGUGACGCAUUAGCAGAAGAAAACAACAAAGUUAACCAAGGACUAAUGCCUAACAUGGGAUCUAACUUGCAAACUCAAAUGCCUGACAUCAUGUCCUCGAUCCCCUUAACCAGUAUCAAUACCAUAAGCACAUCUAUUGGAAUAUCAGAUUUCAACAGUUUUGAUCCCAAGAACCCUCUCAAAUCCCUUCCUCAAGAACUCGUGCCAAUGCCAUUCAAGCCAAUGAACAUGGCUGCUGGAAGAGGCAUGUUUUCGAGUAGCUCGGGCACUAUCUUUGGUGGUCCAAGAAGCACUGCCUCUACUUCUUCUAGCCUACAGCUCAGUUCCAACAGCUCAUCUGGGUACAAUUAUCUCCAAGAUGCGAAAAAUGGGUGCCAAAUUUCAGGUUCGGCUCACAUGUCAGCAACAGCCUUAUUACAAAAAGCGGCACAAAUGGGUUCAACUGCUAGUAACAGUAUUAACUCUCCAAUGAUGCAAAAGAGCUUUGCAAGUAGCAUGCCGGUUCCUGACCAGAUGUCCUCUAUAAGACCGCCAUCUUAUGGUGGGGUUCAGCAGCAUAGCGCCACCUCAUAUGACCACUUUCCAUCACAGCCUGAACAAACAAGCAUGGUUGGAAUCAAUACUAGAGGGGGAGGAUUCAAUAAUAAUAAUAACCAGCCAUUGCAAAAAGGCCCACAAGAAGUGUUACAAUUUUUUGAAGCUACUACAGGUAGUAGCUCAGGGAUGAACGAUAUGGGAAUGUUCAGUGGUAUGGUCAUGGGCAUUGAACAAAACCCAGGGUUCAUGAAAAACACGGAUCAUGAAGAUAGUGAUAAUUCUAGCUUGAUACAUGGAAGAGCUGGGACGGACCGGAUCCCGAGUGGACCAUCAAGGUUCGCUGUUAGUAGUGGUGAAGUUGGUGACAUGAUGACUCGUGAUUUUAUGGGAAUUGGAGGUUCAAGGACAUCAAAUUUCCAUUAUCAUCAGCGACAGAGAGUGGAAAUGGAAGCAAUGAGCCAGCAGCAGAGAAUUCCAAUGAUGAAUCACUUUCAGCAACAGCUGUCACUUGGGGAAUCAGCUAUGGACAAACCCAUUUGGGAUGUUUGAGAAAUUGUGCGUGUUUUUUUCCUUUUUUUUUAUUAUUAUUUUUUUUUAUCUUCCCCGUGUAUCCAUAUAAUCUGAUAACGGAAGCAAAAUUCUUACAAUUGCGGAGGAGCCCAUGCGGCGUUGACAUCCGGUAAUGAAGGAAUAUAAUGGGCUUGGAGUUGAAGUUUAGGAAAUGUCGAGAAGAGGCUCUGUAUUUGUAGAAUCUAUGUGGCCUUGUGUAUACCUGGCUAG
Molecule: messenger RNA, 2163 nt
Organism: Hevea brasiliensis (rubber tree)
Lineage: Eukaryota; Viridiplantae; Streptophyta; Magnoliopsida; Malpighiales; Euphorbiaceae
Product: zinc finger protein GAI-ASSOCIATED FACTOR 1-like
Exons: 3
Coding region: 241-1932 (563 amino acids)
Cellular component (GO): nucleus
Molecular function (GO): DNA-binding transcription factor activity
Source: RefSeq, a predicted model, not a curated record